Theileria annulata is the source of this 4242-nucleotide messenger RNA. Its product is annotated as serine/threonine protein kinase, putative. Gene Ontology annotation, molecular function: ATP binding; protein kinase activity. Gene Ontology annotation, biological process: protein phosphorylation. The transcript is spliced from 4 exons. Lineage: Eukaryota; Apicomplexa; Aconoidasida; Piroplasmida; Theileriidae. Bases 1 to 4242 code for a protein of 1413 amino acids. The record is from RefSeq and is a predicted model, not a curated record.
AUGGAAUCCCAGUCACCUCCCAAUUUUCUACAUAAUUCACUAAUCGCCCAAGGCAUUAGUCAAAGCAAUUCCGAUCCCAGCCGUUAUAGUACUCACUCUAAUGAAGAUUUUGAUUACAAUAAUGUAAAUAAUGUAAAAAAUUCUGAAAAUGUCGAUAAAGAGGUUAAAUCAACCCGAUUUCACCCAAAACAAUAUCAAAAUAGAAAUACAAUAAAACAUAUUAAAUUUGAUAAAACCAAUUCUAUCAAUAAUUUAACAUGGCCCAGUAAUAAAAUAGGAUCAACCAAAGAUAAUAAAGGAUUAAGUGAUUGUAAUAUAAGAUUAAGCGAAGAUGAUGUAGGAUCAAGUGAAGAUGAUAUAAGAUUAACCAAUUGUAAAAUAAAAUUGUGUAGAAAUAUAUUAGAAUAUAAAAUUCUCGAAAAAAAUAGUGAAAAAAACAGUGAAAAAAGCGAGUUUGAUAGUGAAACUCAAAACUUUAAAAAUAAAUAUACCAGAAUCAGAACGAAAUUAAGUAGAUUUAAUGACAAGAUUUGGAAAAGGAGUAAAAUAUUUAGAUGUGUAUUAUUAUGGAUUAUAAUAAGUAUAAUUUUGGGUGUUUUUAUUCCUAUAAAUAGUGAUUUGGAGAUUGAGAGUUUCGAAUUAAGCAAAUUAAAAGUAAAAUCUAAAAUCAAGCCAGUAUUUGUAUCAUUUGCAAAGGCGUCAGUUGAUGAUAAGGUAUAUUCAAGUUACGCAGAUAUGACGCUUGGAACUGAGCUAAAGGUGCCUUCUGGCACUGAGUUGAGUAAUGUGGAGGAGGUGUCACUGCUAGUGUUAGACGUUGAAGGUUUAGCAUAUAGAACAACGUUGUCUAAGAAGCUAGUUUGGGCUACAAGACUAACUGAGGAUCUGCUUCGAGUGAAGAAACCAGUUCGAACAAAACAACAAAAGGACCAAAUGUGCUCUCUAGAAGAUAUCGCGCCUAAUAACUUAAACAAAACGAAGAUCAUGACAUAUCAGAUUUUUUCAAAUUCGACCUAUUCAGGGAAAGUAAAAUCUGAAACUGAAGCAAAAACUAAUAAUAGAGAAAACUAUAAUAGAAAUAAUAAUAGAGAAAACUAUAAUAGAAAUAAUAAUGUGAUCAAUAAAUUGAAGGCGCAUUUGGUGCCGAGUUAUGAUGGUUACGUGUAUUAUGUAGACGAUUAUAACACGAAGUUGUUGCAAGUGCAUGUGAAAGAUAUUGUGAAUUACACACCGUUUUAUACACCAUUGCUAGAAGGAGUGUAUCUAGAGGGUUCAAGAAAGUCAUUGGUAAUCGCAUUGGAUCAGGAAACUGGCACGUAUAUCACAAGACAUGACCGUGAAAACGAUACGAAACAGCCUUUCUCGUUAAAUUACUUGCCCAACUACUCAGAAGGAGGUAGAGACCAGCUGCACAUCGGAGUCACAAACUGGUCAGUGAAAGCCUUCACAGAGAAGGACCACGAACACAUUUGGGAAUUUGAAUGGCUUGAAAUCGGUUCUGUACAAAAUCAGUCAAAUCAACCACUCCUAAACACACUAAAACAAUCGAUCAAAAUCGCAAACAACCGUCUGAUAAUCAAUUCCAAUAAUACUAAUGCUGAUAAUAUCAAUUAUAAUACUGGUGGUAUGAAAAAUAAUAUGGUUGGUGAUAAAUUGGAUGGAGGAUUAACGUUUCCAUUUCCAAUAACGGCAGUGUAUUAUAUAUACAAGAGUAAUCGUAGUGGUAUAUAUACGUUGGAGUUGUUGCAAAGAGUGCAUAUUCCACCGCCGCCAAACUUCCUCUACAAUCAAACUAACUCACUCCUAACCGCGUCAAACAAACUCACACACAACUCUCUAUAUAUUAGUAAUAAUAAUAUUACACUGUUCGACAAAGGAAUAAAGAGCAUUCAUAAUGAUAAGAGUAUUAAGAAUAUUCCCAAUGAUAAAAAUGUCAAGGAUACACAGAUGUAUAAAAGAGGUGUGUAUGAAAGUGGUACGUGUGAAGGUGGGAUCGAAAAUGGGAUAAUAGAAAUAGGAUCAUCAAUAAUAAAUAGUAGUAAGUUUAAACGUAACGGAGUAGGUUGCUUUGGAAGACUAGAUAAGACAACAGAUUUUGUGUUAAGAUGGUGGUGGCUGUUAAUUUCGUGGGUUUUGGCCAUGAUUUUUACACCGAUCUUUUGGCUUUACCGCAGAAUUAAGAAUUCAAGGUCUAAGAUACCAAGCGAGUUGGUGACAGAUUGGGCAGGCUCUAGAACUGAUUUGUCAGACUCGAAAAGUGAAUUGUACGACUCCUCAGACGAGUCAAACCCAGAUCCAAACCCGGAAACUCUGCACCAAAGAUUCAGAGAUGAAGAUUAUCUAGACGUCUCAAUAGAACGUAAGCUGUCAAUUGACAAAUACUCAAUUGAUGAAAAGCUUUCGGACGAUGAGAAUUUGAACCACAUUCGAAGAGUGAGAAGUGAAGGAAAUCUUGAGCUUUCAUCAAUUAAUGAUGAUUUCUCAGUCUCAGUUUGGAUGGAAGAACGUAGUCUUCUAGAUGUAAUCACGGAUAAUAGGUUAGAAUUCACCAAGAAAAUUAAUCAACUCAAGUCACAAAUACUGCCAAUACAAGAAUCCACCAAUAUUAAUACAAAUACCCACACCACUGCAACAAAUAACACUAAUGCCCCUAACACUAAUAAUACCACUACGAAGGUUAACACGAAUAAAGUUAAUACUAUUACCAAAGUUAAUGCUAGUGAAUCGAAUAAUAAUGAAGCCAAUAAAGUUGAUUAUAAAGAUAAUUUGUUGAUGCGUGAAAAUACAGUAGGAAGUUCAGUGUCAAAGGAAGAAGAAAUGUCAUUGAGUGUGAUUCCGCGUAAUAGCGUUUUGAGUAAAUUUCUCGAGAAUGGCCGUUUUCUGAGAACAUUCGAGUGUAUCAAGAUGCUUGGAAAGGGUGGAUUUGGGUCAGUUUACAGAGCAAGACAUAAGCUGGAGCCUGGAAAUCCAGUUUACGCAGUAAAGUUCGUUCUUUUAAAGCUAAAGUCCAGUGAGGAUUUAAGCUCCAGAAGGUACUUUAGAGAAGUGGCUGCAAACAGAGAUAUUUAUAGCAAACACGUAGUGAGGUACUACACCUGGUGGUGCGAAGAACCUCACUUUCUGCCACUCGCACAAAUGUCAAACCCGCUCCAAAUGGCUGCAAUUGAUAACCUACGCUUUCUGAUACAAAAUGAUAUACUUAGGUCGGAUAUUUUCAGUUCAGGCUCUGACUCGACUCUAAAAAACGGAAUGUACAACAACUACAUAAAGGAGUACAGAGAUAUUAUUUAUCAGUAUAUUCAAAACCCUCAACAGGAAGAUUUCGUACCCUCGUUUUCACAAAUUGCCCAAAUGAACAAAAAUAAACAUAAACAGUUUAUGAGUAGUUAUAAUGCGAAUAGAGAAGGAUAUGUUGUUAUGUAUACUGAAGAUAGUAACAUUCAGUUUAAGGACACCAACAAUACAAUGCCGAAUACGAGUGGUGUGAGGAAUAGCGUAAACUUCGACUUGGACAACGUGAGACGUGAUCGCAAGCUUUCAAUCAUAAACGAAUAUGAAGGCCACAACAAAAUUAGUGAUAAUAAACAAUAUCAAGUUGUCCUCCUCAUACUAAUGGAAAUGUGCAACGGACUGACACUAAGACAAUGGCUUGACAAGGCUGACCGGAACGUGACGGAAAAUGACAUGACCAAGAGAAUAGAGUUUACAUUGUUUAAGCAAAUAAUAAAGGGGCUUCGAGACAUCCAUAGGAACUGCUUCAUUCACCGAGACCUGAAGCCUGAAAACAUUUUCGUAGACGAUCGCAAUAACCUCAAAAUUGGAGACCUCGGACUCGUUGGCUUCAUUCAGGAAAAUCACUCGAACUCAUUUCAACCCAUCAAAACUGCACAACAACACCUUCUCUCUGAUGCAACACAAGUGAGUGUGAGAGGACAAGUGAUAGGAACGCCAGGCUAUACAGCACCUGAAGGAGGCGGAAAUUGCACGGAGAAGGUUGACAUAUACUCGGCUGCUCUGAUACUGUUGGAGUUGUUGUGCCCGCGCUUCAGCACCGUUAUGGAGCGUCUGGAGACGCUGGAAAAAUUCAGGAAGACCCACGAAGCGCCGGCCUUCAUAAAAAUCAAGUACAAACCGUGGUACGACCUGAUGGUCCAAAUGGCAGACAAUAACCCAGAAAACAGGCCCUCAGCAGACCAAGUGUACACACAGCUCAAAGUUAUACUAAACUCAAAUUUUUCAUAA